Molecule: messenger RNA, 3080 nt
Organism: Bradysia coprophila
Lineage: Eukaryota; Metazoa; Arthropoda; Insecta; Diptera; Sciaridae
Gene: bsd
Product: back seat driver
Biological process (GO): protein phosphorylation
Molecular function (GO): protein kinase activity; ATP binding
Source: RefSeq, a predicted model, not a curated record
AUUAGUUGCAAUGGCUGAAAAAAAUUACAAAAAGUUUCAAUGCUAAUCUGAGUAACUGUUAAAAUCCGUGAUAAACCGAAAAUCAAGACUAUUCAAAAAUUUGAACACACUAAAUACACGUCCUACGCUUAGCAUAAAAACAAUAUAUAUCAGAAAAAGAAGAAGAAAAAAACACUUCCAUCACAACAACACUAAUAAGAACAAUAUUCAACGCGUUCGACAUAAUUUCGCAAUGCAAUUCGAUUGAAAUAAACAUUUCUGAUUAGGUUACGUGUGACAAUAUAGUUUCCGUGUGGAAUAAAGUCGAUAAUCUGGAGUCGUUUAAUAAGUGUUUGGAGCCAUGGGUAAACGAGCAGCCGCUGCAGCCGAAACGCAUUUGGAAACACCGAAAAAGCGCAUAAAAUAUGAUGGCCCAGCGAUUCAUUCACCUGUUCCAGAACAGACGUUCGUCCUCAACAAGGACAUUGUGGAUGGUGCAAUCAUGACUGAUAUCAGAAAGAACAAAUGGCGUGUCGGUAAACCUUUUGGUAAAGGAAGUUUCGGCGAAAUUUUCCUAGCUUCCAACGACACCAAGCGCGCAGUAACUUCCGCUAACGCUAACUAUGUGGUCAAAAUUGAGCCGCACAGUAGCGGGCCACUAUUUGUCGAAAUUCAUUGCCUAAUGAAUACCGGCAGAUCAACUGAUGAAUCUCCACUUCCACCCGGUAUGGCCGAAUACAUUGCGUCUGGAUCGCAUACAUUCAACAAGAUUCGGUACCGGUUCCUGGUGCUGCCCCGAUACAAAUUCGAUUUGCAUUCCGUUAUUAAGAAUCGCUGUAUCGACGAGAAGAAUUUGCUGGUGAUAGCCAUUCAGACCCUGGACGUAUUGCAGCAUUUACAUGGCAAGGGAUACGUUCAUGCCGAUAUCAAAGCGGCGAAUAUGAUGAUUGGCAGUUGUCCGAACCAAUCGACUGAUCGAACGUACGAUGAUGACGCUGAAUGUAUAUCGGACGACGAGCAAUCCGAUUCCAAUGAAUCCAUUUCGAACAAGUCGGCAUCGAUCAACGAUGAGUCCCAGUAUUCAACGCCAUUGUUAUGGUCACGACCGCGUGUCCGAAAUAACGUACAAUUCAGCGGAUCGAAUCCCAUCCGUUCAUGCCGGAUGUCACGCAAAACGUCGGUGUACGACGAGAUGCUGAACCAUCAUUAUCACAACUUGCGGCCGCACAAAAAGAUUGACUAUUCCGACGAAGCUGACGAUGACACGGAAAAUCUUAAUUCCAGUCGAACGAAAGACGAUGAUUCGGAAGCGAAUUCUUACUACAACAAAGUGUACAGCCAAAAGAGAUCAAAUGUUCAACAGCAGCCAGCCCAAACGACGGAUGGCGACGAUCGCAUUUUCCUCAUUGACUUCGGUUUGGCAUUAAAGUACCUGGCUAAGAACGGCACACACAAACCGUUUUGCAUGGACGAACGACGGGCUCAUGAUGGUACACUGGAAUUUACCUCUCGUGACGCUCAUAUGGGCGCCCAUUCACGUCGCAGCGAUUUGGAGUGUCUCGGCUACAAUUUGAUUUUUUGGAGUCAGGGCUGGUUACCAUGGGACAAUGAGAAGCUGCUCACUCAACCGGAACAGGUGCAUCGGGUCAAAGAACACUUCAUGACUGACAUCAAAGAAAUGCUCAAGCAAGUUUACGGCGACAAAGUACCCAAAUAUUUGGGCGACUUUUUGGAGUACGUCGGUGAAUUGGCCUAUCCUGCGACACCCGAUUACGAUUUCUGUCGUGGUAUAUUUCGCAGCGCACUGCACAGAUUGGGUGUCAAGCCGAAGGACAUGAAAGUUGACGUGAAUUCUCUCAAAUCCAGUCCACGAUGCACGGUGAAAGACGAAUUGAAGAAACAGAACAAAAACAAGAAUGUCAAAGAGAUAUUCAACAUUCAAUCGCUGCUUCCGGUGCGAACAAAUGGCUCGGCGAAAAUAUCGCCGAAAAAUCUCCGGUCAAAGUCGGACAAAAUACCGAAAAAACAGCGAAAGAAAUUCUCCUGGACUGAUGUGCUGAACAGUGAUCCGGAUCAGAUUGCCAAACAGCGUGCCGAAAAGGAAUACGAAAAUGUACCGACAGAGACACCUCUGAUUGUUAAAUACGCUGGUAAACCCAACAACGCUAUAUUGAGACUGGAAAAUCGAUUGAAAUUCAAAGAUCGACUAGAUAUUAAGGAAGACAACGACGAGGAGGAGGAGGACAAGGAGGAGCAUAGUGACAAUGAGAUUAAACCUGAUUUAGAUAAUAGAAAGAAAAAACUCCUACCACUGCAACGUGACGAUGUGAAGAAGAUCCUACCGCUUCAACGAGACGAUGUGAAGAAAAUCAAUGGCAUCGGUUUCAACGGGCAGGAAUCGAUUCGACGUCGCAAAUCGGGACUGCGUCGUGUCAUUCGCAUACCGAGCAAAUGUGUCCGCUAUCGCGCUACUCUAUCCAAGAAACGGCGGAGCGGCAACUCUGAAUUCACUCCGACCGACGAAUCGUCGUGCAGCAGUAAUGCAUCGAUGAAGGACACACACGCGUCAAUGUCAUCGUCGGUCAGCGAUGAGGAUUCACGCGACACAACCGAAUACACACCCAUCAAGACGAGAAUCAAAACGAAGCCAACGGCAGCUGGUGCAAAGAGAUCGCUGAAGCGGAAGUUGAUUCGAACGCCCAGAAAGGCCCAAAGAGACGAUCAACUGAAGCGAUCAAUUAAUACACGUAGCGGUUAAGUACACAUUGAUUUAUAUAAGAUCCGUUGUAAGAUGAAUGGAUAGCCAAUUUACAUAGUUUUUCAGUCUAUGUAAUAGUCAAAUGCAUUGAAAAUGCCACUGUUGCAUUCAAACGAAAUGAUUCGAUUAUUUCAACCGCUUUUCUGAAGUUUAUUUGAGUUAAUAGUCUGUAAGUGUCUGUGGAAGAGGCGAUCGUUUUGCGUGGGCGAAGGAUCCGACUGAAACGAUUUGCCGGACAUAAAUUUACUAUAAAUGUAUUAACGAUUAUUAUCCCAUUUACAUAAAUCAUAAAAAUGAUAGACUACUACUACAAUAUAGUAAAAAAUAAGUUUAAAAAAAAACC